Molecule: messenger RNA, 438 nt
Organism: Parnassius apollo (apollo)
Lineage: Eukaryota; Metazoa; Arthropoda; Insecta; Lepidoptera; Papilionidae
Source: the annotation of a GenBank genome assembly
AUGGCGUUAUCUGCGGCGGAAAGGCAGCGACGUUGUCGUGAAAAAAGGAAACAAGACCACGAAAAAGUUGCAGAAGUGAAACGAAAAGACUUAGAAAGAUACCAAGCUCGCAAAAAGCUUGUCAGAGAUAUGACAACAAGAGAACACAGACAAAUGAAAAGAAAAUGGCAAGUUAGAAACAAGAAGAGAAGAGAAGAACAGAAAGUUUUGCAGAAAGUUCUAAUGAAUACUCCGCCUUCCACACGUGUUCCUUCAAGCCCCAGUUUACUUCCUUUAAAUCCUAGAUCUCGUUCACUAACUCCAACCUCAUUCGCUGCUAGAGCAAGGGGAAGAGAAAAAGUUGGACGGACAGGAAAUUUUAGGCAAAAUAUGAAACUUCAGAACCAAGUAAAAGAAUUACAGAAAAAAAUACGAAAAUACAAGAAGACUUCAACGUAA